GAAAGGUGAACGCACACAUACAGGCGCCCGUCGAACCGUACCCUCUCCAGUCCGCAUUCGACGGUGUUCACGUACGGUUGUGAGUGAUCCUGUGCCGUUUCGCUGUCGUCGCAAAUGGAAUUUUCGCCGCGCACAUUGCUGCACCGUUCGACCGUCGAAGACGUACAAGCUAUUGGAAAACAACGCGUCUAAAUGGACGAUAUCCAUUCAUGGUGGGAAGUUCCGAGUAUUGCUCACUUCUGUUCUUUAUUUCGUGUGUCUUUUGAUCUUCUUGACUUCGACAUUGAAGAUUUAGAAGCUGCUUUAUUGACAGAUGGAACUGAGGACAAUGGCAACUCUCUGUUACAGGAGCUCAUUGCCAGAUUAUUAUCUGGCUGCCUCGGCAACAACAGUAUAUCUACUUUCAACUAUCAAAUGUUUUUACGUAGACUAUUUAGAGAAAAAUGCAAGGAGUACAAUUUCCAGAACCCUUUCAAUUCCGAUAUUGACUUCCAGUUUUUGCCACUUCGAACCAAAGUGGAGAUACUUCAUGCUCUAUGUGACUUUAGAUUGGAUGCUGAUGAUGUUAUGGAAUCACUUAAAAACCUUGACUCAGAUAGUUUAAGAGUGCAUCCUUUAGGGUAUGAUGAAAAUAAAUCAGCUUAUUGGUACUUUUAUGGUACUCGUUUAUAUAGAGAAGAUUAUGAAAAAGUUGUACAUAACAAAAAGAAAAAGAAAAAAAGAGGCAGAAAAAAGAAAACUGAACUGCCUAUUUGUUUGGAUAUAGAAGAAGAUGAAUUAGAUUUAGGUUCUGGAAAAUGGCAGGUGGUUUGCUUUACCGAGAGCGACUGGGAAAGGUUGGCUUUGAAAACAGAGGAUUCAGAUAACAGGGAUGUUCAAGCUCUACAUCAAGUAAUUACUGAAGAUUUUUUACCAGAAAUUCCUCGUUUAUUUGAAGAAAAAGAGAGAUUGCAACGGAAACGCAUGUUGGAAAUGCAACCGCGUCGACAAUCUACUAGGCUUGAAAAACUUAAACAGCAAAAGGAAGAAAGAAAAAAGUAUGAAGAUUUAUGUCUUGUAAAUAAUGGAAAAGGAAAAAAAAAAGAAAAUCGAAAAAAAAAGUUAGGGAAACAAUUAAAAGUCAAAGAAAAUGUAGAUAGUGAAGAUAGUGAUGCUGAAAGUCAUGGAUAUUCUUCGAGUAGUUCCAAAAAAACGUGCCGGCAAACAAAUAAUUCAUUAGCUUCUGCUACUGGUCAAAUUGUAAUUGAACCUUCACAUCACAAACCUAAGACUAAAACUACACCUAAAGCUGGGUUUAAAUCUAGUUCUGAGGAUUUACAAAUUGGUAUGUACAAAAUAUUGAACAAAUUAAAGGAUCAUGAAGAUGCUUGGCCAUUUCUGGAACCAGUUGAUGAAGAAAUAGCACCAAGCUACUACAGGGUAGUAAAAACUCCAAUGGAUCUCCAACAAAUGGAGGAUAAGCUUAAUAAAGAUUUGUACCAAACAUUUGGUCAGUUCAAACAUGAUUUUCAAUUAAUUAUCGCCAACUGUAAACAGUACAAUGGAUCUACAAAUGAAUAUUCAGUUAUGUGUGGAAAUUUACAAAGAGUUUUCAACAUUGGGGUUCACAAAUAUCUAGACUGGGAGGUGUCUGAGGAAUCUGAUGAUGAAAUGGCAUAUCUUAAACGCUAUGAAAAUGGAACUAUGAGAUCAAGGAUAAGUAGAAACAGACAGAGAAGCACUAGUAGUAAAGAAUCAUCUAAUAAUACUGAUAAAGAAAACGAAGAAAAAUUACGAGAGUGUUUAGAUUCAAGCAAAUUUGAAAAUAGUAUCAAUCAAACUGAUGAUGACUCCUGUAGUUUAGAUUCUAAAUUGGAAUCUAAAAAGAAGGAAUUUAAGGCAAAAGAAAUGUCCAAGUUAAAAAAAAGUGUAAUAAUAAAAAAUACUAGUGCUAUAGAAGUACAAGCACUCGAAGAAGUUACAGAGCAGACUUUAAGGGACAUAAAUAAAUGGUUGGAUGACACGCCAAGCUUUUCUUCAGCAAGUAAUUCACCAAUGGCAACAUUAGCUGGUUCAGUGUUAGAUGAUGCUGAGGUUACAUCUCGUUUAGACGCAGAGUAUCGUCAAGCGCAUAAGCUUGAUAAGCCACGUUUGCCAUUCAAAGAAAAAAAGCGGCCAGCUAAAGAAUCUGUUGUAUUGCCUGUAAAACGAAAGCGAGAAAUUCAAAGAACAAUUGAUCGUUUACAACCUGGUAAAAGUAAAGGUAACCUAAUUUCAAACAAACCUGAUGAUAACCAAAGUAUUGCCAAACAAAAACUGAUUAGAGCCGAUUUAGAAACAGCGCCCACUCUAAGUUUAGGUACAGUAUUGAACACUGACCUUAUGGGAUUUUCUUCAAAGAGGUCAAGUGAAGACAAAGACUUAGAAAAAACUGAGGAAGAACCUGAAAAAAGUCCUAAUGAUAAAAAUAAUAUAGAUAAAAAAGAAGAGAUUAAACCAAUAGAAGUGUCCGAAGAAAAGCCAGAAAAAGCUACUCCAAAUUUGAGUGCUUGGUUUAAAGCAUUUGGAGCACCAAAGACACAACCAACUCCAAAGCGCAAACAAGAAGCUAUUGACACAUCGCCCAUGUACACGGCUUAUGCUAUGAAUGAUAUGGUACCUUAUGAUUAUACUUUAAAAGAUACAGAAAAAAAAGAAAACUUAACUCAAGUAGAUAGCAAGAAGAUUACUACGCCUAUUCCAUCAAUUUCACCUGAUAAACCAGUUUCAAAACGACAAAGAAAGACAAGUACUGGCAGUAGUGUAUCAGAACAGUCGUCCCAAAACGAUUCUUGGAACUCUCCUCGUCCUAGUUUAGAUGAAUCUAAUUUAUCACCACAAUCUGGCAAUUCCCCACAACAGUUAAAGCCUUAUCAAAACGUUUUGAACAUUCCUCACGCUCCUAUCAAAGUUGGUUUCUAUCAAGAUGCUUUUGCUAGGCCAAAUUCUGAAAAAAGCAGUAGUUGUAGCCCAAGAAAUCCUUCUAGUGUAAUGACAACAAGUCCUCAUGGUCAAAGUCCACAUCAGAUUUUUAGUAGCCCCCGUGAUUUAACCAAUGAUAGUCCUGGUAAUUUUGUCGGAAGCCCUCAUGAAGCUAGUUGUAGUCCACAUAACAUUGUCAACAGUCCUAAAGAAAGCCCACAUCAUUUAAUAUUGAGUCCUCAAGAUUCAAGUAAUAGUCCUUAUUAUAGUCCUCAUAACAUAAUUAAUAGUCCGAAGGAACCAGUGGCCAGUUUAGCAGACGAUUAUCAACAAAAUCAAAAUGUUUACUCCCAGUAUAUUGGAUCACAACAAAGUUCACCUCAAAAUACAUACACCGAAUUAUACUCUCAACAACAACAAUCAAUAAGUUCUGCUUCUUCUAAAACUCAAAAUAUAUAUCCUGUAAAGAAACGUGUGUAUAAUGAAGAGGAGAAGCCUCAAGAGGUGGCUUUCACUCCAACUGUAGCUAGCAAGGAACAAGAAAGAGUGUUUGUACCUACUCCCGGCCAGAUGCCUAAUUCUAAUUUUAACUCUGAAUUAAACUAUUCAAUGGCUUACCCGCGUAACGAGCAACCUCUUCCUCCUUAUCAGCAAAAUAUGGACCAUCAACAUUCACCAGUGCCGGUCACAUACCAAAAUAGUCUUGACUACUUACAAAUGGCUCGUAACCGGAAUGAUAAUGAACAGAAAAAUGUGCCGAAUUCUAUAUUUAACUAUACAGCAUCUAACUCAACUUUUGUAUCGGCACCAGCACCUCACUACACAUCAACUCCUUUGAAUUAUUCAAAUCCUUCUAAAGAUGCUAUUGGUUAUACUACAGCUCCAUUGAACUAUGCAAGUCGAACCACUUCUGGACAAUUUAUGCCCCCUGAUUACAAGCAGCCAACUACUCAACAAAGACUAAACUAUAAUAAUCCUUAUGAACAAUACCCAGAUCAAAUUAAUCUACGACCCUAUAAUUAUCCUGUACUACCCAGUAAAUCUUAUCCACAUCCAAUACAAGACAUGAUACCAAAUAAGUCGCAAAAUAUUGAUUUUACUACUGGUCGGCCAUUGCCAAAUCUCAUGCCAGGAAAUAUGCCCUUCCGUUAUAAUCAGUCAGCAUAUCCAGGACCACCAUCUGUUGCAGAAAUGAUAAAAAAUAAAAUGGAAAUAAGCCAACCUACUUAUUCAAGUUCGACUAUGGCCGAGAUGAUUAAAGCGAACCAACCAACCUAUGUUAAUUCAGCAAUGGCAGAUAUGAUGAAAGCUAAUCAACCACCAGCUUACCCUCCAAAUUCAUCAGUGGCUGAAAUGACAAAGUCAAAAAUGGAAAUGAAUAGGUCUUUAAUGAUGGAACCAGUGCCUUCUAAACCGGCCAAAAAGACUAGUAAGAAAAAAAAAGCCGUCACGCAAAAAUCACUGCCACCACCAACUGCAGUUCCCCCAGCCGUAAUGGAACCUCCUAGAGGCGUAGACCCAUCACGGGCUGACCCUUCAUAUCCACAUCAUUACUCUCCACUAGUGAAACCACCAAUGUCUACUGGAGCAUUCAACUUCAAUCCAGCCAUCAAGGAUGGAUAUCAAGAUUAUCUGAAUGAAAUGCGAUCAACUGGCUAUUUUGCUGACCAAGCUGCUGCAGCAGCAGCAGCGGCGGCGGCACAAACAGAUGAAAGAAAUCCUGCAUUUGCUUUUGCUAGGCCACCGUCAGGUUAUGCUCCUCCUCCAUUAGAAGCUUACAACCCUCCUAAUCCUUCAGAAAUUUAUUCACAAUUGUUACAGAGGCAUCCAAUGAUGUUGCACCAAGGGCUAGCAGGUUUUCCACCCCCAGGUUAUUUAAAUAUGCAUGAUCCUAUGAAUAGACAUCCUCCUUGGAUGUAAUUAAUUCUACUUAGAUAUGUUUUAGCAUUUCCUUGGUAUAAUUGCUUAUUUAUUAAAAUAUAUUAUUUUUAUAUUUUAUGUCAAGUCAUCUUACUUGAUUUUUAUCACGAGGAUGAUAGUUUUAUUAAUAAUAAUCUUUCCUUUUUUUUUGUCAAAUUAUUUUGGUUUUAAAAUUUUUUAAAUGCUUUCCAAAUAAGUAUUAUUUAUUUUCUGCUCGACUGUUUUAUUUUCCAGCUAUAGUUUUUAUUUAAUUUGAGUUUAAUGUAUGUAAUAUUGAUGUUGAUUUUUUUAUACAUAGUAUUGAAAAAAAAAACUUAGUCUUCCAUUAUGAAAACAUAACAAUUGUAAUUGUUCUAAACUAUAGUUUAUUACAUAUGCACAUUUCAACCAUUGUAAAAGUAAAAUAAUUCUGUUUAUUCCUCCGUAAACAAUCAAACUUCUUCCGAUGAACCACAGUGCAAUUGUGAAUUGAUAAUUUAAUUAUUAUUUUUUUCUUUGUUACA
This is a messenger RNA of Sipha flava (yellow sugarcane aphid), 5363 nucleotides long. RefSeq names its product bromodomain-containing protein 4-like. Gene Ontology annotation, biological process: chromatin remodeling. The coding region runs from base 193 to 4860 and encodes 1555 amino acids. Gene Ontology annotation, molecular function: protein binding. The record is from RefSeq and is a predicted model, not a curated record. The transcript has 10 exons. Lineage: Eukaryota; Metazoa; Arthropoda; Insecta; Hemiptera; Aphididae. Gene Ontology annotation, cellular component: CERF complex.